Paralichthys olivaceus (Japanese flounder) is the source of this 1427-nucleotide messenger RNA. It is a transcript of the gene srgn, whose product is annotated as serglycin. The record is from RefSeq and is a predicted model, not a curated record. NCBI's taxonomy places the organism in Eukaryota, Metazoa, Chordata, Actinopteri, Pleuronectiformes, Paralichthyidae.
GAGGCGGAUAACGCAGAAAGUUUCCACAGAGUGAGGAUGUGGAGCCUGUGCGCCCUAGAAGCAGAAGAAGAAGCCUGGAGGAAACCAUGACGCACAGAGAGGGCUGAGCUCCGUCUGUCAGGGGGGAGUCUGACUUCAGAGACACUUUGUCUUCACCACGUUCAAACGCUUCUUAUCCACCAGCGGUUCUCAUUACAGUUUCCUGUUGUUGUGUUGAACGAAAGUUACUGAGGAUGAAAGUGAUUCUGCUCCUGAUAGUGUCCUGCCUCGCCUUACAUAACGGGAAAGGAGCACCGACAACCGCCGUCUAUAAGUUUGUGAGAUGUAACCCUGAUGGCGACCGGGCAAACUGUGUGACUCAACAGACUGCAAAGAUGGCAUGGAGUGCAGACCUGCCAGCCAAACUGCCCCCUUCAGCUGCACAGUAUCUAGAGUCAGAGCCUGUGGAGGAUGAACAUCCUCCACAAGAGGAGGAAGAGGACGACAUUCCAGUGAAUAGUGAAGAGGGGGAGUCACCUCAGCCUGAAGAAGGUUCCGGCGGUUAUGAAGGCUCUGCAUCAGAAUGGCCAUCGUUCAUAGCUGACCGGCUGCCUUAUGAAAGUGAGACAGGCUCUGGAGAGUCCUGGACAAAGGGUGACAUGGACAUGUACAAAGGUGAAGACGAGAGGCUCAUGAGCAGGUCUGUGGCUGAUGAUGCAAAACCAGCCGAGCAGGAGCUGAGAGAUGACCACUUUCUGCAGCUGUAGACUCCACCCCCACCCUCUCCCAGACACACACAUAUACACAGGGAUAACAUCUAUUUAAUUUUCAUCUUGUCCAUUAUAAUCACAAAGUGAAUAUUGCAUCGCCACCUGGUGGUGGAGAAACUCUUCAGGCUAAUGAUCUCUUUUGAUUCUCAGUACUGUUGAUGGUAAUUAUUCUCCUCAGCAAUGUUGAAGUAUCUGCCAAAGUAAACUUAGGGUCUGCACAAAUGAGACAUAAACACACUAGUUCAAGUUGGCAGUGGCCAAUGUUUGUCCUUUCUUUUGAAAGAUGUGUAAGUUGGAAAAUGCUUUUUAACAUAAAUUUUAAAAUAUGAUGUCAAACAAUUGUAAUGCCAGUGCAAUGAGAUGGCACCUUAGUCCAUGAGUUCAGUCUAUGCAAAUGUCGUUCAAAGAGCUAUUUAAAUUAUUUCGUCCCAUUGAUGUCUAAUGUUGUGACACUUUCCCAGUGUGUAUUGUAGCUUUUCCUGGAAAGUCCUGGUCUGCAAGGUUGGCCAAGAUAAUCGUGCAAACCCAAACCGCUCAGGAAUGAUUUCACACAAUCUUAACCACUGUGAUCUGGAACAUAUUCAAAAUAUGUAUUAUGCACAUGUAUGUAUUUCAACACGCUCUGUGUUGUCUAAUAUGCAUUUGAAAUUCUUAUAAUAAAAAAGGAUUUACAACAAC